Messenger RNA from Notodromas monacha, 2900 nucleotides. The record is from the annotation of a GenBank genome assembly. Lineage: Eukaryota; Metazoa; Arthropoda; Ostracoda; Podocopida; Cyprididae.
AUGUUGGCCAAGAUUGCCUUUUUGUUAGCUCUUGUGGCCUUUGCUCAGGCCAUCAAGACUCCUUCCAAAAAACAGCAGCUGGAAAACGCCAAAAAACUUCUUGAGGUUUAUUCAAUGGCAGAUAGGACAAUUGAGGAUGAAAUCAUGGCUCAGCUGGAGGUCUUCCAGCAGUGGAUGAUUGAAGGGAAUCCUGAACUUGGUAUCCCAGUUUUGGAUCCAUUUGUGGUUGACCAUUUGGAAUAUGGGGCUGCUACUGAAGACAUAACAUUCAAUGUUGCCAUUGAUGGAAUGCAUGUCACUGGAUUGGCAGCAUUCACUAUUGCUGAACUGGAUUUCAACUUGCUAAUGUUGAGGAUAGAUGCCACCCUCAACUUCCAGGAGGUUCGUCUUUGGGCAGAUAAUUACUACUUGGAUGGAAUCAUGGCUGGUUUAUUGCCAUUGUUUGGAGAUGGUACAAUUGACAUCACAAUUCAUGACCUCAACAUAACUGCUGGUGCCGCACUCACAACUGCCAAUGAUCUUGUGGGGAUCAAGAACAUUGAGCUGGAUGUGAACUUUGGUGCCAUCACUGGACAAAUUGAGAACCUCUUGGGAGGAGACCUUGAUGGAGUCAUCAAUGACAUCCUGAACCUUUUGGGCCCAGAAAUCUUUGAGUCUGUGGAAACAUUGGUGAAUGCUGAUGUAUCCAUCCUGCUUGAAGAGUACAUCAACUCAAAUGUCCUUGGUAACAUGACUUUGGAUGACCUCAUUGCUCUUAUCACUGGAGGAAAUGGAUUUCAUGCAGUUCCUGUCAUUGAUGUGACUUCACUGGAAAAGAACACAGUUCAAUAUGCCAGACAAGGAAAUGCAAAUGAUUACCUAGAUUCCAUUCUUGCCAAUGUCAGAGAGUACCUGGUUGACAAUGGCUAUGCCAAUUACACCCUUCCUGAUCAGAUUGAAGGUUUCAGUGCUGAAUGGAUUGGCAUUGAGUGGCAUGGAGAAGCUACUUUGACAGAUGGCUUUCUUGCUGGACUGCAGACCAUUCAUAGGGUUGAGGAUGCUACCUUGUCAGUGGAUGGAGAAACAGGCACCAUCUCUCUGAAUGGAGUUGUUGAGUUCUUUGACUUGGAAGCUGGUUAUGCCAUGUAUGUUGGAUUCAUGGAUAUUGGCCUUGAUGGUGAGGCAGCUGUCACCAUCAGCUCCCUCAAGGUUUCUCUUGCAGCCCGGCUGAUUGUCAGCUCUGCUGACAGUAAGGCAUUCACUGUUGUUAUUGAUGAGCUGAACAUCAGCAAUCCUGGUUUAGUUACUGUGGUUUUCCAUGGACUUGGACUCCUUGACUUCUUGCUAGAUGGGUGUAUUCUAGUCACAUUUUUGGGAGAGAAACACUGGCUAAAUAUGCCUCCUUUCAACAUCAUUAAACUGACUAUUGCUGUGCUGUUGGCAGCAGUGGCAAAUGGAGAGAAGGCAGAGGUUACAUGGGGCCUCAGGCAAGGAAAUGCUGACCUUUAUCUGGAUGUUGUGUUGGAGGAGAUUGCAAACUACUUAACUUCUGAUGGUGGAGUCAUGGUUCUGCCUGACUUCAACCAGGAAUUCACGGAAACCUUCUUGGGAAUUGAGUGGCAUGGGGAGGCUCAGCUGCACAAUGGGACCUUGACUGGUCUUGAAGGCAUGCACAGACUUGGUGAUGCUUUUCUGGUUGUGGAAGGAGACAACUCCACCAUUUCUCUGAGUGGAGCAAUUGAGUUCAAGGAUAUGGCAGCAUUUUAUGCCAUGCAUGUGGGCAUAAUGGGGAUUUGGGUGGAUGCAAAUGCAGCAGUCUCCAUCAGUUCAGUUGAAGUUGACCUCAAGCUGACAGUGGUGGUAAAUCCAGACACUCCAAAGUACUUCUCUAUCAUACUUGAGGAGCUUAGUGUUGUGAACCCUGGAGAGAUCACAAUUGACUUCAGUGGACUUGGUGCAAUAGACUUCAUCCUUGAUGCUCUGGGCUCUGUGUUGGUAGAUGUUUUUCAAGAGAUGAUCUUCAACUCUGUUGAGGCUCCCAUUCAAGAUGCCAUCACUGCUGCUUUGGGUGAUAAUGUUGAUCCAAAUGCAUACAUGGAUGAGAUGCUGACCAGUGUUGCAGACCUGAUCAUUUCCAAUGGCUGGGAUAAUUAUCCUCUUCCUGAUCAAGUCUUGGGAUUCAGUUUUGAAGACUUCAUUGGUAUCACAUGGCAUGCAGAAGCCAUGCUGACGAAUGGAUUCAUAGCAGGUCUGGAGACUAUACACAGGAAAGAGAACCUGAACAUAUGGAUUGACAAAGAGACUGAUGCCAUCAAGCUUGAGACAAAGUUGGAGUUCUUUGAUUUUGAGGCAGGAUAUAAUCUGUAUGUUGGAGCCAUGGGCAUAGGCAUUGAAACAUCAACUAUUGUCACCAUCUCCAAAGUUGAGGUUUACCUGAGGACCAGUAUUUUGGUGACAGAUGAGCCAGUAGGAAAUUCCACAUCAUUGACAAGAGGCAUUCAGGUGUCUGUUGAUGAACUUGGACUUGAUAAUCCCUUCUUCAGCAUUUCUGUUGACUUUGAUGGACUUGGACUCCUGGACCUGGUCAUGGAUGCUUUGAUUUUUGUUGUUGUCAACGUCUUUGAAGAACUCAUCUAUUUCCUGAUUGAAGGCCCAAUAGCUGAAGCAAUAGAGCAGACCAUUGCUGACCUUCUGCCCACAAAAUUGCUCAUGACCAUGUUGCCCUCAGCAUUGCUGCUGAACUGAUUGUGAUGCCCUUGAGUAAACCCAGAAUACUUCUUUCCAAACAGUCAUUUGCAACCAAAUUUUUCUUCUAAUCCACAGCAAAACCACAUCAAAUAUGUCAUCAUCAACAAAUUGUGUAGGGAAAAUGCAAAAAAGAAAUAAUAAAUCACACAACUCCCCUCCACCUCUCAAAUCAA